This is a messenger RNA of Lachancea thermotolerans CBS 6340, 3825 nucleotides long. It is a transcript of the gene SAC3, whose product is annotated as Sac3p. Gene Ontology annotation, cellular component: nucleus; cytoplasm; transcription export complex 2. NCBI's taxonomy places the organism in Eukaryota, Fungi, Ascomycota, Saccharomycetes, Saccharomycetales, Saccharomycetaceae. The transcript has a single exon. Gene Ontology annotation, biological process: mRNA export from nucleus. The record is from RefSeq and is a predicted model, not a curated record. The coding region runs from base 1 to 3825 and encodes 1274 amino acids.
AUGAGCUCUGCUGUUAGGGCAUCGGCUCCAUCGUCAGGGUUCAGCUUCUUCAAUAAUGCCAGAAACAACGGCAGUCACAAUGGCUUCACGAAGAAGAGCCAUCCGCAAAAACGGGAUAAAGGUAGGAAGCAGAACAGACCAGGGAAGCAGUUAUCGCGCGAAAACUUGAGCCGCUCGAAACCCAACAAGAAUGCUUCAACUAGUGCUGGAGUUGGUGGCUCUGCGACAUCUGUCAAAGAAACCCCCUGGACAUCACCUUCCAAAGUCAACGCAGCCGGUCCUUAUUCUCAAGUUCCACCCGAACAGUUGGGAUUCCAGAGGAUUGCGCAUAAGCCAAGAAGUGCCCCUCGCUAUCUCAUACAACAAAGGCCAAGACUAAAGCCUGGUGCUUUCACACCCGACCCUUGGGACGUUGCAAACCAGCAGAAGAUGCUCGCAAUCGAAAAUGAGAUAUCUGACCCGACACAGCUGUGGGAAACCCUCAAGAAGAUGCGGGAGGUGGAAAGAGGCGUCAUGGAGGACAAAAGAUUAGUAGACCGCGCAGACUCCGCAAAAGACCUAAACGAUGCAAUUGUAUUCGAAGGGUCAUGCCAAGAUAUGUGUCCCGUUUUUGAGCGUGCGAGGAGAAGUGUGGAAAACAACGUUGUUCGCUAUGAGAAAGAAGACCAGAAUAGCAAAAGAAUAUCCAGGUUCAAAGCUCUCAAGGUAUUCGCUAGGCCGGCUGCUGCCGCUGCCCCUUCCCUUCCUUCAGACGUCAGGCCACCCGCGGUGCUAGUCAAGACUCUGGAUUACAUUGUCAGCAAUAUAGUCCCCCAUCUUCCACAGUGUGAGGGCUUUUUGUGGGAUCGUAUGAGAUCCAUAAGGCAAGAUUUCACUUACCAGAACUAUAGUGGACCCGAGGCAGUUGACUGCAACGAAAGAAUUGUUCGAAUUCACCUCCUUAUUCUCCACGUCAUGGCUAAGAGCGACGUUGAAUACAGUAUGCAGCAAGAAUUGGAGCAAUUACACAAAGCUUUAAUUACGUUAUCAGAGAUCUACGACGAGAUCCGCAGCAGCGGAGGACAAUCUCCAAAUGAGGCUGAGUUUAGAGCUUAUUCUCUAUUGAGUAGACCCAGAGAUCCAGAAUAUGACAAGAUGGCGCAAUCCUUGCCCCAGGAUAUAUUCAACGAUGACAUAGUGCAGCUGGCGCUCUGCUUUAGACGUAUUAUUUCGAACUCCGGCUAUUCUGAAAGAGGCCAUAUGAAGACAGAGAAUGGUCUUAAUCUUUACAAUAGGUUUUUCCAGCUUAUAAAGUCCGACCGCGUACCCUUUCUGAUGUGCUCCUUUUUAGAAGUGUACGUCAAUGAGAUCCGGUUUUACGCUCUGAAGUCUUUGUCGCACUCAAUUAACAGGAAGCACAAACCAAUGCCUAUUGAGUAUUUGAAAGAAGAAUUGAUGUUCAAUAACGAGAGCGAACUUUUUGCUUUUUGCGAGCACUACUCCAUUGAACUCGGUCCCGACGGUGUCAAAGUUUCCACGCUUUCUCAUCAUUCUCACAACAUACCAGAAACUAGGCCGCUGAAGCAGAGUUAUUUACUUUGUGUCGAAGAGAAGUUACAGAAAACCCCCACAUCCGAUUUGAUCAACGCAGGGAAGCCAAAUUUUGAUACCUUACCCCAAGCUCAGUCACUUAACAACUCCAGCAAAGGCGACACAGCAUUGCCAAGCAUCUCUAGUUUGAGCGAAAAUAAUCCAGAAAAGCAGGCGACCACCUACACGAUACAGUCGCCAGCGCCAUUUUCAAAUGCGGAGAUGAACACUGGUUUUGGCACUUCACUCAAGUUCGGAGCUUUAGGGAAUGGAAGCAGUAUAGCCCGCAAUGUAGAGGCCAAAGAACAAACAGAAAAUGAAAAGAGAGACGAAAUACAAAGACAAAAACAACUUAAAAUACAGCAAAAAAUUGAAGAACAAAGAAGACUAAAGGAAGAAAGAGAGAGGGAGAAACAAUAUGAAAUUCAACAAGAGCAAAACCGCCAGCAAGAAGAAGCAAGGCGCCUCGCGAGAGACCAGAAAGAGUUACAAGAUAAGGCCAGCAAACUCGUUGCUAGCUCUCUAAUACAAGAUGUAGUUGGCAAACUCUUGCAAAAGUUUGCAAAAGAAUGCUUAGCCCAGAGCAAAGCAAACCAAAAACGCAAUGAGCUUUUGGCCGAGGAGCUUUAUCAAGCGUUUUUGCAUGAAAAACUCUAUUUUAUAUCUUUGGAAACAAAAGCCGACCUGAAACUUCAAACAAGAACACUGAAAGCAGCCUGGAAUUCCUGGGGCAACAAGCUUGCUGCAAGAAGGCAAAAAAGGGAGCAACAGAAGCGAACGCUCGAUGAAUUGACCCAGGUGGGCAAGCGGCUUGGCAUUCCAGAAUUCAAGCGGCCAAGAACGGAAACCCCUUUGAGUAGCUUCUCGUUCACGCUGCCGUCAUCAUCAAGAAACCGCCUGGUGCACACUCCGAUCAACAACCAGGAGAGUCAAUUUAGAACACCUGUUCACAAAAAUACGGCGAUCUGGAGCCCAAUAGACCUGAAAACAGUAUACUGCGACCCCAUUGCAGAACGCUUCAAAGAGAAGCUAAAAGAACUGAAGAAAGCUCCAGAGGAGCGAUCCAAAAUCAGCAUAUUCGUCUUUUCGCGAAGCUGGGACAGCGUUUCAUCCCGCUGGCUCUCGAGCAAGUUUGGCUUUCCCGUUAGCCCCCAUCAAACCUACACUUCCGACGACGGUCGUGUCGAACUUGAAGUUAACAGCGCGCGCCCGAACUUUUCCACAAGGCAACUCGAAAAUUUACAACUUUUAGUGUUCAACAGCGGAGUGACAGAGGACAAUAUCUUUGACCUCGAGCUGAAGCUCAAGCAAGACGGCGAAAAACUCAUCGAGCUAGCUCAUGGUAUUGCUCUCAACACUAAUUACAGGUUUUCAAUCUUAAUUAUCUACUGGGAGUCCGCCGAGAACCCUCUGCUCAACGACGAAAUCUCCAAGUAUCUCAAGCUUAACAAAAUAUCGAGGGUUUUCGCCGCGGCGUUGGACAGUGUCGAGGUGGUCAAGCUCACAGGCGACGCCCCGCACAAGGUGCUGGAGAGCAGCCUCGACAAAGUGGCGCGCCACACCAACCUAGAACUCACAGAGCGCGGUGCAUAUAAUCGAUCUUUGCGGCUGAAGAGCCCUUCCGCGAGCACGAGUGCGUACCGCUCCUCCCGAGACAUCGACGAAAAGCUGUGCAGCGCGCUGGAACAGGAGCGGAGGAAGCAUGAGCAGGAGCGGAACCGUAACAACACGUAUGCAUACCUGCAGUCCCACAUAGCGGCCUCGCCCCGCACGCGCAUGCGAAAACUGCCUGUUCUGCUGUCCGAGUCCCACGGAAACAGGUUUAAAACACCGCUGGCGGUGCGACCCUUCGUCAAGCGCACCUCGUCCUACUCUGUGCCCUCGGUGCCGUCGCACCUGGCCGCUAAGGCCCGCCUGGCCCGCGAGCCCGGCCCGGCCCCCGCUGACGCUGCGCUCCCGCUGCCUGCUGACGCGACGCCGUCCUACUCGCGCAACCAAGACGACACCACCGCCGCCACCGCCGCCGCAGUGCUACCCGCUACGCCUUCGCUAGGCUCGUCCGCGCGCUGUUACCCGGGCGCUGCAAACACAAGCGGCAUUUCCAACGUCACAUUCGAGUCACCAUACUCCACUCCGUCCGCCAGGGUUCUACCGUCGGCUGGAUCGCCAGCAGCACCAGUCCGCGACGCUUCGUCCAGCGUAGUGGAGCUCAGAGAUCUCAUUGCGUCCGUAAAGAAGAAGCUAAACAGACGUUGA